CGAGGGGGGAGGAGGGCGCCCAGUCUCCUAGUUGCUGAGGUGUGUGCUACUUUUACUAGGUAGCUACCUACGUAAGUAAGGUGAGGGAGGUAUGGUGGUGAGCGAGUACAUAAGGCGGGAGGGGGAAGCUCUCCUUCUCCUCAUUUCUUCUCGACCCAGUUGUUAAAUCAAACCACCAUCGCCAUCAUCUUCACAUAGACGUCUGUUUAGACCAGUACAUACAAACCGCCACCUCUCUUUCCACCACCAGAACAAACCAAACCGUCAACAUGCCCGCUCCCGAGGCUCCCCAGCAGCAGGCCCCCAUGGAGGUCCCCGUUGAGAACGGCAUCGUCACUCAGCAGCCCUCCGCCGAGCCCCAGCCCGAGAUGGGUCUCCGUGGUGGUGAGGAGGCUGGCUGCGAGCUCUGCUGCGGCCUCUGCGGCUGCGAGGAGUCUUGCUGCUAAGCAAUUCCUUUCCACACGAUUGACGGGAAGAUGACAGUGGAGGAGAUGAAACUUAUGGGAAGAACCUGAGGGUCACCCACCCUUUUUCCGGCGUUUAGGGGCGAUUUACCACCAUCACCUACCGAUUCUAGGAGGAGAAGGGGAAUGACUUGGAGAUUUUGGAAUGCCAUUAUAUAUAUCACCGAUAAACAAUCGAAUAUAUUACACUUUCACAUCA
Colletotrichum scovillei is the source of this 663-nucleotide messenger RNA. RefSeq lists its product as uncharacterized. The transcript has 2 exons. NCBI's taxonomy places the organism in Eukaryota, Fungi, Ascomycota, Sordariomycetes, Glomerellales, Glomerellaceae. Bases 270 to 446 code for a protein of 58 amino acids. The record is from RefSeq and is a predicted model, not a curated record.